Messenger RNA from Glycine soja, 1479 nucleotides. RefSeq names its product tobamovirus multiplication protein 3-like. The coding region runs from base 248 to 1138 and encodes 296 amino acids. NCBI's taxonomy places the organism in Eukaryota, Viridiplantae, Streptophyta, Magnoliopsida, Fabales, Fabaceae. The record is from RefSeq and is a predicted model, not a curated record. The transcript has 11 exons.
GCCAUUUGCUUAAUUUUAAAAUUAAACAAACUUUAAGUUUCGCAAUUAAAACUCUGUACCAUCUUCCUUCUCACCCCUCGCCCUCUCACGUUUUUACACACGUAGACACAUACACAUUCAUAAUUCAUUGCUAUCACCACACAAGCCUAGCUCCUCAUAUCAUACCACUGAUUUAUCUUCCCUCUCCAUCGUUCGUUCAUUCAUUCACUCUGGGCGCGCGCACGUGCUAGGAACCAUCGAUUCGAGAAUGGGCAACGACUGUGUGCCGUCGACGGCGGCGGCGGAGGUCAUGGCGGUGGUGGCCGUUGAGCUCACUGACGCCUCCAGCUGGUGGCACGACAUCGACGACUCUCCGGCGUGGCAGGAUCGUAUCUUCUACACUCUCGCCGUACUCUACGGUAUCGUGGCCACCGUAGCUUUGGUUCAACUGGCUCGGAUACAAUUGAGAGUGCCGGAGUACGGUUGGACCACGCAGAAGGUCUUUCACUUUCUCAAUUUUUUGGUGAAUGGGGUUCGGUGUGUAGUUUUCAUCUUCUUUCGGAAUGUGCAGAGGUUGAAGCCAGAGAUUGUUCAACACAUCUUGCUUGACGUGCCGAGUCUUGCUUUCUUUACAACAUAUGCACUUUUGGUCCUGUUCUGGGCUGAGAUUUAUUAUCAGGCACGUGCUGUAUCAACUGAUGGGCUGAAACCAAGUUUCUAUACUAUUAAUAUUGUGGUUUACGUUGUUCAGAUUACUUUAUGGUUAAUAUUGUGGUGGAAACCUAUCAGUGGACUGCUCAUUUUGUCUAAGAUAUUCUUUGCAGGGGUCUCUUUGUUUGCAGCCAUUGGCUUUCUUCUCUAUGGUGGAAGACUAUUCUUAAUGCUACAGCGCUUUCCUGUUGAAUCCAAAGGGCGACGUAAGAAGCUGCAAGAGGUUGGCUAUGUGACAACCAUAUGUUUUUUAUGUUUUCUUGUCAGAUGCAUUAUGAUGUGUUUUAAUGCAUUUGAUAAAAAUGCGGACCUUGAUGUCUUGGAUCAUCCUAUUCUAAACUUCAUAUAUUACCUGGUGGUGGAAAUAUUGCCUUCUUCUUUGGUCCUUUUCAUUUUGAGGAAGCUUCCACCUAAGCGUGGUAUCACACAAUAUCACCCAAUUCGCUGAAAAGGGGAUUUCUCAAUCGUUCUCUAUUUUCUUGAAUGAUUAUCAUUCUCCAUGGGUAAUUUUCUAGAGUAGACACAAGUCAGUCUUCUAUGUUCGGUGGCAAAGCUUGUAUGCUUUGUCUCUUGGACAGUAUGGUAAGUUUUGUGACCCAGCAUUUCUGACACGAUGAUAAUUGGUAAAAGGGGAUAUAGUGAUAUCUUGUAUAAAUAGUGUUUUGAACUGCUACGAGUGCAAAAAAUGUAUUGUCCCUAAUUUCUCACUCGUAUUAACUUACUACAUUAAUUUCUGCUCUAUAUCCCUAAUUUCAAUCGUUUAGUGGAGCUUUAGUUUUUGUUUUUGCA